AUACAUCAUGACUGUACUUUCUUUCGUGUUUACAAUCGUCGUGUGGUGAUCUAACAUGUUUUCGGUGUUGGUUUCAAAUUUCAGUCAUGCAUUCAUCCGGGCGCUCCUGUACGCAACCGAUCAGAUGGCUCAUAUUUUUACUCUAUCGCAGGUGGUCAAUAUCGCGAGUAGCUCUAGCAUGGCACGAACGCUGUGCUGUACGUCCAUCGUCGUCAGGUUAUGUCCGUCACACUCACAUGAAGCCGUGGCUAAAUCGGACUGCCGUGGCGUGUCCAGGUUCACCAGCAGUAAGACUUGUACUAGUACUAGUAGUAGCUCGUCUUCGUAGUUCUUGUUCUUGUUCUUCACUCUACAACAAUGUGCUGGAUAGAUGACUGGUAUAAAGGCUGAAAGCUGGCAAUUAUUUCGUGGUCCAGAGUUGUUAGCUUCUGAAAAGAACGGCUUCAGAACAGGUAAUCCAACAGCAAAGCAAAGGCAGAUAGAGGCAUUGGUGACGCUACGAGCUGGAGCAGUAGAACUAGAAGGAAGAAAGUUCGUGUAGUACAGACCGGUGCUGUGUUUGUGUGUGUGCGGGUGGGUGGGUGUUGCGCCAGAACGACCCACAACACUAGCGGCGGUUACGUUGAUACUAGCAGUUGGAAUUCUUAGAAUCUACAGAUACGCCGGAACCACCCUGCUUCGGUAGUUGAGCGUCCGGAGCGGACCGAGGACGUCAAGCGGAACUAGCCGGCUGUGGUCGGAACAGGAGGGCUGCAGCGAUCCGCAGUUCCGGGGCACAGCACAGUCAGGAUUGAUGGGUGGUCAGUUGCGACACGUCGGUGUGUAACAGCGGCAGCGACUCUGAGAAGGAAUCCGUUGUGAUGGCGCUGCCCACAAGUUCAGGCGAAGGCAGCAGUGGAGAUGACAUGGGAAGUGGAUCAUUACCAUCACCAACACAAUUGGUACCUACAGGACCAUCCUCAACAUCAGGCACCCUGCCUGGAGCAUCCUCAACAUCGUCCAUGCAAGCUGGAGCAUCCCCAACACAGUCCAUGCAGACUGGAACAUCCUCUCUGCCAGCCACACCUGUCACAUUUAUCAGUCCCUCGCCCCUGACCAGUUCCACAAGACAAGACGUGUCGUCACCUGUGACCUCACUCCCUGUGGUCCACCCAUCGCCGUCCACGGAGAGCACACUUGCACAGUCAAUAUCUGCAACCAGUAGCAGAGCAACUCCAGCCUAUGAAUCUACUGCAGCAUCCAAUAGAAGUGCACCAUCAACUUCACUAACAGGAGCACCAUCAUCAGCACCUGGUGUGUCAUCAUCAAGCCAGUCGUUGUCGUCAAGCUUCACUGGCUACCACACAACUACCAAUGGUUCCACGACUUCUAUGCCAGAAUCGACUGAAGCAUCCGCUAGCCGUGGCCUGGGAACAGGCACCAUUAUUGGAGUCGCAGUUGGCGGAGGUUUCGUGCUACUGAUCCUAAUCCUAAUAGUGGUGUGCGUGGUACGACGCCGAAGGGCAAAGACUGUCUAUUUCAUGGAUCAGACAGUGGGCAAAUACGGCACUGGUCCAAGGCAGAGGUCCGUUAUCAAAUACUCCUCAAAACCCAUGGCUUUUUUCAGCAACAGCCUCUAUGAGAAAUGUGACGCUGCAGAGGAUGUGGAGGCAAGCGGUGAAGAGACCAAGUUCACAAUGUCUACAGUGAGCAGCACUUCAGCACUCAUCGUUCACAAUCAAAGUGCCGUCACCCUCAGCCCGCCUAGCAAGCGUGAAUACGACCAUCUGCAGUUCCUGCAACACAACCCCGGCGAGAAGGGCACCCGGGCCAAUGGUCAUGUUUCCAAUGCCGGUUCCAGUGAUCCAACCUACGACAAGCUGAACAUUCCUCUGGCGGCCAAUGGCGCCAUUCCUUCAGGCUCGCACCGUCCAUCCCAGUCCAAUUCGCUAGCUGUAUCUCCAGCAUCAGCAUCAGCGUCUAACCAGCCAGGCCUUAUGACAGAAAGCAGGCGCCGUGGCAGCCAGGAGAGCGGAGGCUCCCGCCACUCAAGCUCUGCGGAGGAAUCAGCUGACUACCGGCCGUUGGUGAAGGGAGCCGUGACCGCUACAACCUAUGAGGAAGUCCAGCUUCCAUCUCUGAGUAAUGGCGGUGAGGGUGCCCUUGGUCCAUCGUCACAGAGAGUCAUUGCUUCACUGCCAGCAGGCUCCUUGUAUGACAGUGUGGACCAGAUGCAAUCUGUUACAAAGUUCGGCGGAUCAACUAGCCAUCUAGACAGCAGUAUCAGCAAGAAUGGGGAAAUUGCAGAGCCACCGCUCACAAUCAGACGUACUGCCAGCGUGCAACACGUGAGCACAGUGGGCAUUGCCGGUGAGGUACCCAAGCUACCAGCGCGGAGGAAAGCCGCACCACGAUGUAGCUACACGUCCCAAUCCAGCAGUCCUGGCACUGGCAGGGCAAUGACAGCAGCGCGGACUCACAGUACAGUCACUGCCCCCGGCAGCAUGCAGCCACUGAAGGCUAGCCAGCGGAGCAGGUCCUUCACCAGUAUUCCGACAAACGCCAACAUCCUCAAACGAAGUCUUCCUGUACCCGUAAUGUUAGCCGCGUCGAGCGCUCGCCCGUCCACCAGUGCCUACGCAAAGGUAAGUGAACUGAACGGCGGUGCUGCUAAUCAGGCUCAUAGCGCCUGCUCACCGCCGCUGGCUGGAAGUCAAACGCUGCCAAAAGGAUGCCAUGCGUCUUCUGUCAAGUCAUCAUCAUCAUUACCACCGACCUCACACAGCCAAACGAACACCCUGAACCGACAGUCGACGGGCGGCAAGCGACCCCCGAAGCCACCACGCUCGCAGAGUGCUACGUUCCUUUUGUUAUCAAAUCAAUCAGCACCGGUGCACAACAACCGGGUCGUCAAGUCACCAUCAGUAUCUCCGGAUGAGACACCGCCUCCCAAACCGCCAAGGCCCAACAGCAUGAACAGGGAUGCUGCUGGCCACCCCAGACUUCUGCUGCCUGACAUCUCAGAUAGAAAGUUGGAGCUUGUAAAUGGAUCUAUUCCAGAAGCUGCACCACCCCAGGAACCUUGUCCAGCCAAGCCGUCAUUGCCGUUAGACCUUACUCUCCCCGAAAAUCACACCGGAGAAUUAUCUGUCGAAUCUGUACACUCGUCAGAGCUGAGCAACCCGACAUCUCUGUUGUCAGUAUUUACGGCAAGCGCAUCAAAUGGAAGCAGUCCGGCAGAUGUAGAAGGUGACCAUGAGGCUGCCUCUGCCGGUGAGCGAAAUGAUAGCGGUGAGGCGGACACUGGUAACGGGGAUGACGUGCUGCGCAAGAAAUAUGCCAAGGUGGAUCCGGUCAGGAAACAGGCCAGCCGCACUCUCCGCCAGUGCCUGGAAAUCAUCUCUGGACAAACUGAUGAGGUAGGUGCUACUGCAGCAGCUGAAGAUACCACUGGUACAUCCACACCAGAGGAACAUGAUGUGCUCACUGGUACAUCUACACCAGAGGAACGUGAUGUGCCCACUGGUACAUCCACACCAGAGGAACGUGAUGUGCCCGCUGCAGACAACACUGGGUCUUCCAUGCUGAUUGAAGAUGAGGAGCCCACUGGCGAUAAGACAAUGGCUGCAGGUGUGGUAGCAGAAGUUGAAGGAGCAGAUCGUGCCGCGGACAUCAUCAGUCUUUGAUGUGUGAUGUGGAACAUGGCGAAAAUGCAUGCAUGUGUGAUAUUCAUAGCUGAGUAUUCCUGUAGGCAACAGAAACACAGAUUACUGUGCAGUAGUGAGUGUUUUGACAGUCGCGUGCCACAUCUCCAAGUGGAAGUGGAGUCCCUAUCGCUGUCUGUCUUGUACCUUGGCCCUGAGACUGUGACUCCCGAUAUACUUGCAGCUGGCACAUCGUGACACAAGCGGUGGUGACAUUGUACAGAAAGAAAUAUUGCUGCACAGUAUUACCUAAUCAGUGUGCGUAUAUAUGGGAAAUGCAUUUAUGAGAGAGAGAGAGAGAGAGUGUGUGUGUGUGUGUGAGAGAGAGAGAGAGAGAGAGAGAGAGAGAGAGAGAGAGAGAGUGUGUGUGUGUGAGAGAGAGAGAGAGAGAGUGUGUGUGUGUGUGUGUGUGUGAGAGAGAGAGAGAGAGAGUGUGUGUGAGAGAGAGAGAGAGAGAGAGAGAGAGAGAGUGAGAGAGAGAGAGAGAGAGAGUGAGAGAGAGAGAGAGAGAGAGAGAAUAUGGUGGAGUGAGUGCACGGCUUUGUCUGUGGGAAAAUUGAAUGUUAUAUUAUAAUUUUCUCAGUGCGGCUGCAAAGCAUUAUAAACAGGCUUAUGUUUCUUUCCGUAUUACAUGCCUCAUUUUAUGCAUUCGACUUUCUGCCGCGUUUCAUUGCAGUUCUUCUGCCAAAAGUACCCCUCAGAAUCUGGCCCCUAACAUUCUGACAUUGAUACUUUCUUAUGAUGUUGAUGAUAGUCACAUGCUCUCAUCAGUGAUAUUGUUCGCUACACAUGUACACAUUCGAUGCACAGUCAUUGUGGACAUGCUGACGCAAACUUUGAGGCUGUCUUCAAGAUUCCUUACUUUGUACACUCCUCUAGAGUGUGUCCCUUUCUUCCUUGCUAGUAUCACCGAGCUACUUGACAAUAUAAAACAAAUGGCAGCACA
Sycon ciliatum is the source of this 4629-nucleotide messenger RNA. RefSeq lists its product as uncharacterized. The transcript is spliced from 6 exons. The record is from RefSeq and is a predicted model, not a curated record. Lineage: Eukaryota; Metazoa; Porifera; Calcarea; Leucosolenida; Sycettidae. The coding region runs from base 861 to 3665 and encodes 934 amino acids.